Messenger RNA from Mytilinidion resinicola, 2316 nucleotides. RefSeq lists its product as uncharacterized. The record is from RefSeq and is a predicted model, not a curated record. Gene Ontology annotation, biological process: carbohydrate metabolic process. Gene Ontology annotation, molecular function: hydrolase activity, hydrolyzing O-glycosyl compounds; carbohydrate binding. The transcript has 4 exons. Lineage: Eukaryota; Fungi; Ascomycota; Dothideomycetes; Mytilinidiales; Mytilinidiaceae. Bases 1 to 2316 code for a protein of 771 amino acids.
AUGAAAUUCCGCGAUGGCAUGUGGCUUGUUGCUGAAGGCAAAACAGUCCAAUACGCCGAAGACAUCUACACAGUAACCUCAAGGCCUGAUGGGAAAGCCCUAAAUCUGCUGUGUCCCACCCGCCGCAUCUUUUCCCGCGGCGACACUUUGAAUCUGGCAACUUUGAAUGUCGAGAUUGAAGCUCAAUUCGACGGCGUUAUUUCCGUCGAAGUCACGCACUUCGCAGGUGCCAGAAAGCUUGGUCCAAACUUCGACCUGUACCCCGACGGCAAGCCAGAAAGCUCCGCGAGCAUCAGCAAGAUCGAAGCUGUCGGUACAACCAUCACCAGCGGGAAUCUCAGGGCGACCGUAGGCCCAGACCCACACGCGUUCGACAUCCGAUUCCAUGACACAGAGACCGGAGCUGAAGUGACCUCGCUUCUGAAUAGAAGCGUUGGUUUUGCAUAUAGCCCUGCGUUGAGCAAUCCAAAACAAGUUUCAGAGUUAGGCAGUAACGGAAUUUCUCAUCACAUUUUUGCACAAACUCAACUUGGAGUGGGUGAGAGUAUUCAUGGCCUUGGGGAGCGAUUUGGAGCCUGGAACCGUGUCGGCCAGAAUAUUGAGGUUUGGAACGAAGACGGCGGAACGAGUUCGGACCAAGCGUACAAGAACGUGAGCUUCUGGCUUAGUUCGGCUGGCUAUGGCAUAUUCGUGGAUACGCCAGGCAAGGUCGACUUGGAGAUCGGGAGUGAGAGGUGUUCUCGAGUACAAAUGGCUGUGGAAGCGCAAAGGCUGAAAUGGUAUAUCAUCUAUGGACCCAAUCCAAAGACAAUACUUUCGAAGUACGCCCGUCUAACAGGCUUUCCACCACCUGUUCCGGCCUGGUCCUUCGGCCUCUGGCUCUCCACCUCCUUCACAACAUCUUACUCCGAAGCCACCGUAUCGAAUUUCCUCACUCAAAUGCAAGAGCGCGCUAUUCCGGUCGAAGUCUUCCACUUCGACUGUUUUUGGCUUCGGGCUUUUCAUUGGUGUGACUUUGUCUUCGACACUGAACAGUUCCCCGACCCGGCCGGUCAGAUCAAGAGACUCAAGGAAGCAGGGCUGGUUAACAAGAUCUCGGUUUGGACGAAUCCGUAUGUCGGCCAAGCAUCUCCGGUCUUUCAGUAUGCCGCAGAGAAAGGCUACCUCGUCCGCCGCACAAACGGGGAUGUCUGGCAGUGGGACCUGUGGCAAACCGGCAUGGGCCUCGUAGACUUCACGAAUCCUGCCGCAGUGUCUUGGUACGAAUCAUGCAUCGAUAAACUUUGUGAUAUCGGUGUGGACUGCAUCAAGACUGACUUCGGAGAACGCAUACCCACAAAGGGCGUGAAGUGGUUUGACGAGAGCGUCGACAACGAGCGCAUGCACAACUGGUAUGCGUUCAUCUACAACAAAACCGUAUAUGAAACCCUCCAACGACGGUAUGGCAAGAGAGAAGCAGUUCUCUUCGCAAGAACAGCAUGCGCUGGGACCCAGCGAUUCCCUCUAUGCUGGGGCGGCGACUCCGAAUCCACGGCCCCCGCCCUCGCCGAAUCUGUCCGCGCCGGCCUCUCCCUGGGCCUCGCCUCCUUCGCGUCCUGGUCCUGCGACAUCGGCGGCUUCGAGGGCUCGCCACCGCCCUGGCUCUACAAGCGCUGGGUCGCCUUCGGCCUCCUCUGCUCGCACAGCCGUCUCCAUGGCUCCAACUCCUACCGCGUGCCCUGGUUUAUCGACGACGACUCCCAAGAACCCGAGAACGCGACCGCAGUACUGAGAUCCUGGGUGCAGCUCAAGCGCCGCCUAAUGCCGUAUAUCUACGCACAGGCGGUUGAGAGCUGGGCGAAUGGGUGGCCGAUUAGCUUGAGGGCUGUGGCUCUUGAGUUCUCGGAUGAUCCGACGGCGUGGCAGUGUGAUAGGCAGUUCAUGGUCGGCUCGCAGAUUUUGGCGGCGCCGGUGUUUACGGAGGGGGGUGAUGUGCAGUUCUAUCUGCCGAAGGGGCGCUGGACGAACUAUUGGAGUGGGGAGGUGAUUCAGGGGCCGGGGUGGAAGAAGGAGCAGCAUGGGUUCUUGACGCUACCGCUGUUUGUGAGAGAGGGAACGGUAUUGGUGCUUGGUAAAGAAGAGGGCAAAGGCGGGUUUGGGUAUGAUUGGUUGAAUGACGGUGGAGAGGUGAGGCUUUAUGGGGUUCAAGAGGGCAGCAAGACGGCCUUGGUGGAUAAGGAGGGGAAGGAGGUUGGAGAUUUGGUGGUAGGGAAGGAUGGGAAGGUGAAGGGGUUGGAGCAUUUGACGGGAGAAUGGAAUGUGGUGAAGGUUUCGUAG